This is a messenger RNA of Paracoccidioides brasiliensis Pb18, 1722 nucleotides long. RefSeq names its product obg family GTPase CgtA. Gene Ontology annotation, molecular function: GTP binding; GTPase activity. The record is from RefSeq and is a predicted model, not a curated record. The transcript has a single exon. Gene Ontology annotation, cellular component: mitochondrion. Bases 1 to 1722 code for a protein of 573 amino acids.
AUGAACUGGGGGAGCGGCGUGUCGCAUUUAAGACAGGCCCUGAUACCAUUUCUCUAUCCCACGUUGUCAACGUCUGUACCCACGUCUAGCCUGACAACAGUUUCCAGAGCCACCAAAUUUCUCCGGAGCUCUUCUGCCGUCCCCAGACGACUUACCAGCACGUUGCAUACGGCCAGCGAGACGGGAUCUCGUGAAACAAAAUAUUUCGGGGACGAAUCUCUAAACACCAAUCACCUAAAUCCCUCUCCGUCCGAUUAUUCACGUUCAGUUUUCCAAGACCGCUGCACAUUAACUCUGUAUGCGGGCUCAGGGGGCAAUGGAUGCGUUUCAUUCCUUCGAGAAAAGUACAUUGACGAUGGGCCCGCGAACGGAGGGGAUGGUGGGAGUGGAGGAAAUAUUUAUAUACAGGCAAUUGAAGGCCAAACUAGUCUCCACAAGCUAGCUAGACGUGGGGUAAUUAAAGCUGGACAUGGUAGGAGUGGCCAAGGGAAAUCACAAGGAGGACAGCGGGGGAAAGAUGUGCUGUUACAAGUACCUGUCGGGACAGUUAUUCGCGAAGUUGGACGGUACGAUCCUUUGGCCGAGGAAGAGCGAUUUGUAGCACAGUUGAUCCGGGAGAAGGGAAAGGAAGAAGGACUGCGUGCAGCGUCUGAACGACGGGAACGAUGGGUAUUUUAUCCCGGCUCACAGCCGUCCGAUUUCUUCACUGAGCAAUUUCCGAUCCUACCACCAGCACGCCGAUCCGCCCUUGCUGCGUCGCAGCCCAGGGCACCAAUUUAUCUUGAUCUAUCCAAGCAUAUGCAAGAUCCUAUUUUGCUUGCUGCGGGGGGUGUUGGCGGGCUAGGGAACCCGAAUUUUGUAAGCAACACAAAUCCGAAGCCAAGGUUUGCAACCAGGGGUGAAAAGGGUAUUAAACUGGAGCUUGAGUUCGAGCUUAAAUUACUAGCUGAUGUGGGCCUCGUCGGAUUGCCAAAUGCGGGAAAGAGUACUUUGCUACGUUCAAUUACCAAUAGCCGGACACGAAUUGGGAACUGGGCAUUCACUACUCUCUCUCCAAAGAUUGGAACUGUUGUCAUUGAUAAUCACUCUGGGCGCCCUCUUAUCGAGCCAAAGCCAGGGUGCCCACGUCGUACGAAUUUCAUCAUCGCAGAUAUCCCAGGAUUGAUAGAAGGCGCCCAUCUCGAUAGGGGCCUCGGACUUGGAUUUCUUCGUCACGUCGAGCGAGCAGGAAUUCUUGCAUUCGUCAUCGAUCUUAGUGCAGGAGACGCCGUUCAGGCCCUUAAAGGGCUUUGGCGAGAGCUGAACGAGUACAGCCGUCUUCAAGACCAGGAAUUAAAUCUACAAACACAGCAGCGGCUCAUCUCAUGGAUCUCGCUGGAUCAUAACUCAUCAGAUCAGUCUGAAGAUCGUUUUGGCUUCCCACAGGUUGCCCCGCCCACCUUGGUCCCGUCGAGAAGGGACGUCUCAGCCAAGAGUCUUCCCCCAAUAUACAUUAAACCAUGGCUCGUUAUCGGGACGAAGGCUGACCUUCCAGGCACUCAAGAGAACUUUACCGCUCUCCGUUCGUAUCUGGAGGCAGUCGAGAAGGGCACCCAGGAGCAUCCUUGCGGUCAGCAGAAUGCAUGGCGCGGCAAGCUUUUCUCCAUUCCUGUCAGCGCCAUCAACGCACAAGGGGUCAAUUCCAUUCCUGAGAAGAUUGUACGACUGUUAGAUGGUUAUUAA